GCGCUACGGGGAGGGACGGAGGGCUGACUACCAUCUGUGUGCUCCACGGCCAAGCUUCACGGAAAGGCACACGUGCAAUCAACCAGGACCUGUGACGAUGCGAAGAAUCAACUGUGGCGCAGGACGCGCUGCGCCCGCGAGCUGGCGCGUGCGCUGUGGGUCCCCAGCGCCGUCCCCGGCUGGAGCUCCGAGACCACCCCCCGCCCUCGUCUCGCACCCUCCCGACGGGAACGCGCACGUGAACGCGGCCGCGCACGAGCACGCGGAGGCUCCUGACUUCAGUCCGUGCCUGCCAGCGCCGCUGACGGAGGGCGGGAGCCAAGCACCCGAGCACCCCGAGCUGCCCGGCGGCCGCGAGGAUGAAGUGUAAGCCGAACCAGACGCGCACCUACGACCCGGAGGGCUUCAAGCAGCGGGCGGCGUGCCUGUGCUUCCGGAACGAGCGCGAGGACGAGGUGCUGCUGGUGAGCAGCAGCCGCUACCCCGACCGCUGGAUCGUGCCCGGAGGGGGCAUGGAGCCCGAGGAGGAGCCGGGCGGCGCGGCGGUCCGGGAGGUGUACGAGGAGGCGGGCGUCAGGGGCAAGUUAGGCCGGCUCCUCGGCGUCUUCGAGCAGAACCAAGACCGCAAGCACCGCACCUACGUGUACGUCCUGACCGUCACCGAGAUUCUGGACGACUGGGAAGAUUCGCUGAGCAUCGGCAGGAAACGCGAGUGGUUCAAGAUCGAAGAUGCCAUCAAGGUCCUCCAGUGCCACAAGCCCGUGCACGCCGCAUAUCUGGAGAAACUGAAGCUGGGCGGCUCCCCGACCAAUGGCAACUCCGUGGCCCCGGCGCUGCCAGACAGCGCUCCCUAGUGAACAGAAAGGAUGUUCAGGAUUGAUUUGAAAGAAUCAUCCAUGUGAAACAUUGAUCAGUGGAAUUUUCAAGCAUAGGUGAAGCGCUUCCUGUUUCCAAGGAGACAGCACAUGUUUUUCUUCCUACAUCUUGGAACACUGCUGCUCUGUUUAUCACACUGACUCUUUUUGCCCUGGUUGUUGUACUAUUCUUUGUGAAGACGCUUUAAAUCAGUACCUAUAGCCUUUUGUUGUGCCUCUUCUUUUGCUGUAUCUGCCUACUCCAUUAUAAUAUGAUACUGAUAAGAGCAAAAACAAAGUUUCCUUCGUCUUUUCAAAUCUUCGCAUAUUGGAGACUCUACUUGAAUUGUAUUUGGUAUCGCUGAAAAUUUUUUUGUUUCAAUUUAUAUUUUGUAAGAACUCUGUCCAAAUAUUUCCCCUUGUAAUCUGGUGCUAGUAGAGAAUGCUGUCUGACCAUCUUGUGUGUGGUUUUUCUAUAUUAGGGAUUUCCAAAAAUUUUUGAGGCAGUUGUCUAAGAUGUUCAAGGACAAGAAUUAUUGCAUUUCUAUAUCACGCAAUGACUGCCAGUAUCAAAAUUAUACCAUCAUUUACUUUUGUAGGAUAAGUCAUCAGAAUCACUUUAGUGCAAUCGUACUAUUGUAAUUUGCUUAAAUUUUAAUUAAAAAAUCACUUGCUGUGAAAAGUAAUUCCAAAUAAAAACAGUGAUCAGAUGACAAUAUGUGAGUUUUUAUAAAAAUAGAUUUUAAAACAGUAUAUGAAUAACACAUUUGAUGCUUUUGCAAGGCCUUGCCAUGUAUAUGUAAUGUUAACUUUUUGAAGAAAGAAUUUUUUUUCUGAUUUUAUGUAUUCAGUAUACCACACUAUUUUAUGUCAGUAACAACAAAAAUUACAGUUUUAAGUGGUUUCUAUAGUCAGUAAUAGCACAUAGUUUGCCUGUUUUUUUUUGUGUGUGUGUGUUUAUCUGCUACUGAUAAAUUUUGCCACAGUUUUCACCCCAUUUCCCAUCAGCCUCUCAUGCCAGGCCAUUUCUACAUAAAGGGAGGCAGAGGACUCAAAGAAAACUAAAUUGUGGCUUGAAAAAGGCAGUAGGGGGAAAUCUGUAAAGGAGGGGCAAACACAAAAAUAGAAGGAAUUUAGAAAGAGAGGACUCAGGACAGUUGUCUCUAGGAAGCAUCUUCAAGAUAACAAAUAUGUGCAGAGAAAAUUUUAUUGUUUUACCUGGGAUGUGUAUGAUAUCAGCACUCUGCUCCAGUUCUCUACAAAGGCCUAAGAGUAGCUUUAAUAUCAUAUUUUUUGUUUUGUAUUAUAAAACAAGUGUAUCGAUAAAUCUUGGACCCCAUUUUAGUGUUACACUUUUCCUUAAGUACCAUGGAAGUUUAUUGAUUGCUGUCCCAGUCUUAAUAGAACUUAAAAUGAAAGUUUAUCUUCCCUAGUGCUUUUCAGGUAUGUACUGUGUUUAUGUUUGUAAUCAUUAUAUUUUAGAUAAAUGUACUAUAAAUUUUACAGGUGAAAUGGUAUACUACUGGUAUUUACUUCUAAAUAAUCUGAGGUUAGAUAGAAAAAAGAUUGGUGAUAAAUUAAUAAUUGUUGAAGCUAUGUGAUGGAUAUUUUGGAAUUCAUUAUACUAUUCUUUAUACUUUUGUAUAUGUUUUAAAUUUUCCAUAAUAAAAAUUGAAAAACUUUCUUCAGAA
Sorex araneus (European shrew) is the source of this 2545-nucleotide messenger RNA. RefSeq names its product nudix hydrolase 11 (gene NUDT11). Gene Ontology annotation, biological process: diadenosine pentaphosphate catabolic process; diadenosine hexaphosphate catabolic process; adenosine 5'-(hexahydrogen pentaphosphate) catabolic process. The transcript is spliced from 3 exons. Gene Ontology annotation, molecular function: bis(5'-adenosyl)-pentaphosphatase activity; bis(5'-adenosyl)-hexaphosphatase activity; endopolyphosphatase activity. Bases 360 to 854 code for a protein of 164 amino acids. Gene Ontology annotation, cellular component: cytoplasm; nucleus. NCBI's taxonomy places the organism in Eukaryota, Metazoa, Chordata, Mammalia, Eulipotyphla, Soricidae. The record is from RefSeq and is a predicted model, not a curated record.